GGUGGUUGGUGUCCGUCCGAAGAUGCGUCGCACUCCGGCAGCAUCAGUACCAGCUCCGCCGUGCCUGUAAGAACAACCAGGGGGACAAAACAACCGGGCAGAAGGGAGGAGGAUCACCGGUGCAGGAGCUCCGGAGGGCGGCGAGAUGGGCGACCAGAAGGAAUCUCUGCGUAAAAUCACCCACACGUUGGCCAUGAAGAAUGAGGAGAUUUCAAACUUCGCCUGCACUCUGAAACAAAACCUCACCAACUUAGAGGUGAACUCCAGCAGGGUCCAGGAGGACCUGGAGUCCGAGUUCACCUCCCUCCACUCGGUUCUGGACGAGAUGAAGGAAAACAUGGUGACGCGCAUCAAACAGGAGAGAGCCAGCCGCACAUAUGAGCUACAGAGUCAGCUGAGUGCCUGCUCCAAAGCCCUGGAGAGCUCGGAGGAGCUGCUGGAGCUGGCCAACCAGACGCUCUGCUCCUCUGAGACGGACGGAUUCAACCAGGCGGCCAAAGACAUUAAGGAUAGUGUGACAAUGGCUCCGGCCUUUCGUCUCUCCCUGAAAGCUAAAGCCAGCGACAACAUGAGUCACUUGAUGGUGGAUUUCAGCCAGGAGAGGGGGGUGUUGCAGGGCCUCAAGUUUCUCCCAGUUCCCGCCACUCCAGAGAUCCAGGUCUCAGAGUGCCAGGUGUGCGACAACACGGUGACUAUGGUCUGGACCUUACCGGAGCCCGACAGCAAGAUAGACCACUACAUCCUGGAGCACCGACGCACCAACCACGAGGGUCCGCCUCGCAUCAGAGAGGACUACCCCUGGAUGGUGGUGGAGGGGAUACGAGAGCUGGAGCACACACUCACGGGUCUCCGCUUUGACACGCGAUACAUCACGUUCAGGGUGAGGGCGUGUAACAAGGCUGUGGCAGGAGAGUUCUCUGAGCCGGUUACGCUAGAAACCCACGCCUUCACCUUCAAACUGGACGCUGCUUCCUGCCACCAGAACCUGAAGGUGGAGGACUUGAGUGUGGAGUGGGACAGCAGUGGAGGAAAGAUUCAGGACAUCCGCAAGGAAAAGACGCGAACCAACUCCCCGAUGCAUUCUCCAGCCAGGUCGGCCCUGAUGUCGCCUAAGAGAGCGCCGACAGCCCGGCCAGGCAGAGACAGAUUCACAGCAGAGUCCUACACAGUGCUGGCUGACACCAUGAUCGACGCUGGCCAGCAGUACUGGGAGGUGCGGUUCGACAAGGAGAGCAAGGCCUUCGCUGUGGGCAUAGCCCUGCGGAGCCUCGGACGCUUCGACCAGCUGGGGAAAAGCAGCGCCUCCUGGUGCAUCCACCUGAACAACUGGCUGCAGCAGAGCCUCACAGCAAAGCACAACAACAAGGCUCGAACACUGGACUGCUCCAUCCCGAGCAGUAUAGGAGUCUACGUCAACUAUGACGAAGGUGUUCUGUCUUUCUACAACUCCAAAACUAAACAGCUGAUGCACACCUUUAAAACCAAGUUCCAGCAGCCAGUUAUACCAGCUUUCAUGGUGUGGAACGGCAGUUUUUCCGUAGUGACCGGCCUGCAGGUUCCCCUCGCGGUGCAGAGCGGCCAGAGGAAGAACAGCGGCACCAGCAGCUCCAACGCCAGCCUCACCUAAAGCCAGCUGGACGCCUCCCAGCUCUGCUUCCACCAUAUUCACCGCUAUCACCGCUGCAGAACAUCGCCUCUGCUCUGGCUGCGGU
Anoplopoma fimbria (sablefish) is the source of this 1712-nucleotide messenger RNA. It is a transcript of the gene fsd1, whose product is annotated as fibronectin type III and SPRY domain containing 1. The transcript is spliced from 13 exons. The record is from RefSeq and is a predicted model, not a curated record. The coding region runs from base 146 to 1627 and encodes 493 amino acids. Gene Ontology annotation, molecular function: protein binding. NCBI's taxonomy places the organism in Eukaryota, Metazoa, Chordata, Actinopteri, Perciformes, Anoplopomatidae.